Caenorhabditis angaria is the source of this 3747-nucleotide messenger RNA. NCBI's taxonomy places the organism in Eukaryota, Metazoa, Nematoda, Chromadorea, Rhabditida, Rhabditidae. The record is from the annotation of a GenBank genome assembly.
AUGACUUCGCACUAUAAAACAACAUUGUUUUUUAUUCCUUUUCCAUCGCCUCUCUCGUUUUCAAUAAUAAAUAAUGAGAUACAACAUCUUACCCAAAAAAGGUUUCCCAUAAUUCCUUCUCCUUUUCCCACUUCUCCCAACCAUAAUAAUGGCGUCCUUUUUUGUUUUUCGUCACAUUGAUUUUUAUUUAUUUAUUCAUUUUUUUACCGAACUGUGCUCAAUUUUAUCAACCAACAAAACUAUUCCGUUAUUUAUUACGUUCAACUUUUGAUGAGUGAAUUUCUCCUACUGAUAACAUUCCCCUAUUUUUUAGAGCUUCACCAUUUUGUCGAGAUAAAAAAAUAGGCUUUUAGAAAAAAUGGAGCAUGAAAUUUUGUCUGAUUUUUUGUUUAUCUUUUCAAAAGUCAUAUCCAUGCAAUUUCUAUUUCACAUAAACACUUUUUUUCAAAUAGUUCAACCAAAAAAUGAACUUUUUCUCUCUCAUCCCUCUCUUUUACCCUCGUUCUCUUGCACUCUUUUUUCUCUCGAUAAAAACACACAAACAAACAAAAUUCUAAAUGUCAGAUAUUCAAAAGGGUAAGGCAACCUGAACAAUCAGUCAAUUGCUUCGAUAAAGAAAAACAUUCAAAGUAAGCAAACACUGUGAAAAUUUUCAUUUUUUUUAAUCAAAUAAUUUUCAGAUGACUGAUGUUUCACAACUCAUGCAAAAUUUGAAUAUCAGUGGAUCUGGUCACCCUUGGAAUCAAUAUUAUAGUUCCGAAAGAAGUAAAAAAGAACCAGUUGGAUAUAAACAAUUGUUGUCGAGAUGCAGUCUUGAACAAAUUCAACGUUUUCGAAACGCUUCUGAACAACUAUGGCUGAAUGCACCUCGAACUACAAAUUCGUCACAAAAUGAAAGAGCACAACUUCUGACAUCGGAUCUAUUUCCACAGGGACCAUUUGCCUAUUAUUCAGUUGCAUAUAAAUCCCGAAUCUCAUUGAUUUUGACACCGGUUUUCAACGAAGUUGCAGCACACGACAGACUGGAUUUGAAAAUAGUUAUAUUGAAUAAAAAUGCUCGAGACACGCUGAAUGAAGGAAAAGUCAAUUUAGAUGAUCAUCCGAUUGGAGAUGUUUUAUGUAUUACCAAACUUCAGCAGAACCAAACAAGACAAAAUAUCAGAAGAAUUGACAGAAUCGAACUGAAAGAUGUGCUAACUGUGCAUGGAAAAAACUUCUGGGAAGUGUGUGAGUUUUUUCCAAUGGGAAAUGAUAUUAUCGAAAAAGUCAUUACAACACCCUACAUCGAAGUUAUUAAAAAAGAUAUUAUAAAAGGAAAACGAAAACAAAAACGGGGAAAACCAGAUGAAAAAAUAUUGAUGUGUGUUGGAUCAAAUAUGGGAAAUGUAUUCGAAAUUAAUGAUAAAAUUCAACCCGGUGUUCGAGUAGAUUCUUAUGACUACUGUUUUUAUGCCUAUUAUCAAACCUGGACAAUUUAUAUCAUCAUUGGAACAAGAACAUUGGCUAACUGUUGCAAAAAUCUCACCAAAACUGAGAACUACCAACACGUAUCUACCAGUAGUAAUGGACUCCACAACUGCUCCCGAAUAUGUUCAAAAACUUUUCAAAGAUUAUCAAAAAGCAUUCGCAAUUCGAAAUCGAGCUGGCGCUUAUGAAGCAUUAAAAAUUGUUGUUAAACAUGGUUCAAAUGGUCUGAGAGCAAUACACGAUUCAAAAAUUGAUGAUAAUCGAUAUACAACCAGAAUUGAGAAUUACAAACGCGUUGAGCCAUUUGUAUUUUUCACAUUCAAACUUAUUGGAGCAAGUUUCACACCGCCAGCAAUGAAAUGGAAUCGAGCCGUGUCAGUUCAAAUAACUUCUCCAGUUUGUCUACCUUUUGUGGCUGAUGUUUUGGGUGCACAUAAAGAUAAAAUGGAUUUGAGAGUGAAAGCAAGAGCUCCAUCACAUUUCUUUGAUGAAUAUAUUUUGCGUGAUUUGAAAAGAUGUGAAAUAUCUGUAAAACAACGACGAGAAGUUAAAAAAUAUGAAAUCGAUUGGGAUAUCAAAGAAGGUACAAAUGCUGAUAAGUUUAUCCAAGCAAUUUAUGGCGGCCGAUCCCUAGUAAUACCAAAUAUUCCCAAAAUUCCUUCAAUUGAAAUUGGCGGUUUACAACUUCUUGCUACGCAAACUCGUUAUGCUCAAUUAAUUGCUCAUGAGAAAGUGCCAGCAUUGAUUGGAUCAAGUUCAUUUGGUUGUGGAAAAACUGCAGCAAUCGCAGCUGCUGCUUUAUAUGCUAUCAAAAAGAUUCCCGAACAAAUACAAAUGCUGACAGCCGUAACAAACAGUGCUGCUGUUUCAAUUAUUGAAAAACUUGUUCAACUUGAUCCAAAAAUUCGAAUUGUUCGAAUUAUUUCACCAGCAAAUAUGUUACAAAUACCAUCCACUUUGUUGACUAGAUUCGAUUAUCCAACAGUAUUGUUUGAACAUAUAGAACAUAUCAUUCUGAGAGAAGAUGCUGCUUCAGAUAGUCAUUCGUAUACAAUUCCUGAAGGACUUCUCAAACAAAUGUUAUAUUAUAUCAAAAAAACACAAUCAACAUUCGGAGGAUCACUAACAUCUGAGAGAUUGAGAAGAUUAUUCAUUCAAGCCAAAAAUUGUAACGAUGGAGAACUUCUCAAUUAUUUCAUGGAAACUAGAAAACCACAAAUUAUUGUUGGGACAAUUCAAACAAUUAUUAAUUCUUUUUCAAUGUCUUGGAGACCUUUUAUAAAUAUGAUUUCAACGAUUCAAAUCGAUGAAGCAUCUACAGUACCAAGAGAAACUCUUUUACAAGUUGUCUCACUAUUUCCAAACUCGAAAUAUUCAUUAGUUGGAGAUUAUCGACAGCUUUCACCGUAUUUUGAAAUGGAUGCAUCCAAACUUUUGAUUGAUACUGCGAUUGGAGAAACACUUCGAGAUUGUGUUACUCAACAUCUACUUCCGUCUGUUUAUUUCAACGGAGUUUUUAGAUUUCGGCCAGAAAUAACACAACAACUUGGAAAACUGUUCUAUGAUUCAUCUUUGAAAAGCUUAUACAGACCAUGUCACACCGAAGAAAAACUAGCAACAUGUGAAGCUUGGCGACUUCAACGCUCUAAUAAUUUCCCAAUGAUUUUUAUUGAUACAAUCCGAUCAAAAGCUAGAAUUAGAGGGCAAUCGUUGAGAAAUCAUCAAGAAGCUACGAUUGUAAAAAAUUUGGUUGAACAUUUGGUUGAAUUCAUUUCAACUGACGAUAUAGCGAUCUUAUGUUUUUAUCGUGCUCAAAUGAUGGAAUUACAGAAUUUGAGUGAAGAUUUCGGAAUACAUGUUGGUUGUGUUGAUUCAGGACAAGGUCGAGAAUGGCCAGUUUGUAUCAUCUGUACAACCCGAACAUCACUAAUAACAGACGACCAAUUUGUUUCGAAUGCUCGUCGUAUCAAUGUUGCGUUGUCUAGAAGUAAACAUCUAAACUUCAUAUUAGGUAACAAACAAUCUUUCACGCAAUCAAACUUAUGGAGUGAUAUCAUAAUGACCUGUCUAGAUGCUGGAACCCUAGUCAAAUCCUACGAAUUCAAUGCAAUUCUCAAAUCAGGUUUGUUUUGUAACAAAUUUUGUAACAAGAAAAACAAAUUUCUUCUUUUAGAAAACCCUAUCGAUAACGACCCACAAGGUUAUGACGAUGCAUACAUCGAUGAAGAACAAAUUGUUGAAGACGAACCAGAAAAUGUGGACGAAAACGGGGAAGAAUAA